Molecule: messenger RNA, 3305 nt
Organism: Nomascus leucogenys (northern white-cheeked gibbon)
Lineage: Eukaryota; Metazoa; Chordata; Mammalia; Primates; Hylobatidae
Exons: 1
Coding region: 1910-2479 (189 amino acids)
Source: RefSeq, a predicted model, not a curated record
GCCAUGUGACCUCAGGCAGGUUACUUCACCUGCCUGAGCCUCUGUUCCCUUCAUUUGCAGGAAGGGCUGCUGGGAAUCUCAAGAGAUACAUUGCAGUGAGUGAAUGGCUUGAUAGAGCGGAAAAAGGUGUCCUAGGGGAAGGGUGGAAAGAAAGGAUGAAUUUUGGUUCUGUUUUGUUGAAGGCCAGGGAGAAGCCACACGCGCCUGUGCACACAAACCGACACUUCUGCCCUGAUUUAUGCCGAAACCAGGCGUGGACGCACCUUGCUAUAGACCUGCUCUCCCCUUCUCGCCUUCUCCUCUUCUGGGCUUCGCGCCAACGCAUGCGAGGGGAGGGUGGGAAGGGUAGAUUGGAAAGGAGCGCUCAUUUCUCAGUCUUGGAACUGGGAAAAUUUUUAACGUGCCAGUUACGGGUGUCUCAGGACUCGCCCGCAAAGCCAGCCCUCUGCCGGAGCGCAUUUUAGCAGCAGAUGCUGGGCAGCAGCUCCGCGAGGUGAGCGCCCAGGGUUCUAGUCGGCUAAAAACACUGCCUCAGAUCCGGACCGGAAUCCCGGGAAGGCUCACCAGGAGGCGCCUCAGAGGAAAGCUCAGGGUUCCGACCUCCCGGGAACGAAACAUGAUCCCGAAGAACAAAGACGGCGCAGGGCGCUCCCGGACCCAACUCGGCAGAAUCCUGCGCUCAGCCGGGCCCCAAUGCCAGGGCUGCAGACCCGCCUACCUCGGCUCGCCGCGCUUCCAGCGCCCACGCUGAGCCACGGGGAUGCUUGGGCUCCUCUCGCACUGGUAGGAGAAACUGCCAGGACAACCGUAACCGCUCGCCUUCUCCGGAGCCUGGAAGAGAGCUAGGACCACUGCUGUAAGGUAGGACCAGAUGGCGGCGGAGAGGCAGACAGGCAGAUGGAGCAAACUGGAUGAACUAGUCGAAGAAGCAGGUUAUUAGAGUGAGCGGAAUGGGGAAUGGGAAGUUCCUCACCUGGCGACUAGAGUUUCAGGGCAGCGCGAGCGACCGGUCGACCUGGGAUGAACACCACGCCUGCUGUGGGCGCCUUCCCCGCGAAGACCCCGCUCUUAUUACAGAGAUAGCGGGAGGGGGGAUCCCCACCAGCCCACGCGGCCAAUCCAAAGUGGCCAAGACUAGCCAAUCAAAGGACCGACCGAGCUCCGAUUGCGUCAUAACUCACACUGCAGACACUGGUACUCUGGAGCGGGGGCAGUCCGCCCCGCUGUCAUUUUUUUUAUUGAGGUCAUUGCUUGGGAAGCUGGAGAGCCUGGGAGAGGACAGAGAGUUUUCAACUAACUAAGAGUCGGGGCAAGUCGAGGAGAGUUUGGCGUCACCUACAGUGAGGGGCCAGAGCUUCUCUCACCUCCUUGGCUCCUAAACUCCUGCCUCGCACUCUCUCCUGUCACGCCAGUGAGGGACCCGAGUCCAGCCACCCGAACCCCCAGCGAGGUUGAGCAGUAGUCCUGGGUUCUAAAGGGACCACAACUGAAAGAGCCCACGGCAGGGAAGGAGUGGUGGGGGAGGGAAAAGGGGAGGGAGGGGUCCUCAAAAUUUGAUCUUUCUGGACCACCUGGGGUGCUUCUCUGGAUAUCCUCCGACCCCUCGAGCCCUGGCACCAUAGGCACCCAAAGAAGGAUGUUUUGGUGCCAGUCUGGCAGGCAACCCUUCUCCACCUCACUCCUCUGGGAUGGGCAGGAGUGGAAGAGAGGUUGGGGAGAGGGCUAAACUGACAUAGCCUGCAUACAAGGCUCAGCAUCCACCUCCUCCCCCUUCCCCUGUAUCCCCACAUCCUCGACUGCGGGUCCAGCAUCCCCCACCCCAAGCCAGGACCCUCCACUGCCACACCGAAGUUGGCUUACACAGCUGCCCUGCGACUCUGCCACCUGUUUGCCAAGCUGCCUGGCGGAGAUGGUCUAUGCCCGGUUCUCUAUCUCUCUCGCUCCACACCCCUACCCCACUUCGCUGAAGCGCCUGAGAGCUGAGCGCGCUGGGGUCCAGCUGCCGCCCACGGAGGGGAGCAGGUGCUGCAGCCCAAGAGUCAGUCUAAGAAUUUCCACACAAGUUCCACUCGCGACUACAGACCAGCCGGUGCGCACAUCAUCACUCACACGGCAGGACCCCCACCACACGCUCUGCCUUCUGCAUUCACAGACAGUCCAGCAGACAGCCAGCAUUCACUGGAACAGAUGCGCCCUCACCAGCUGCUCCCAAAAGGGCUCGCGCUCAGGAACCCAAACUAACCACACUCAUACCCGAAAGCAACCCCGUGUGUUUCUGUUUCCAAAAACAGGCGUGUUUUAUGCAAACGGGGGUACAUACUGUCCCCCAAACAUGCACACCGACACAUGCACAUCCACGCACACAAACUCAGCCUACCCAUUUUUUCUUAAGGAAAGCCGGGUUCUGGGAGUCGGCACUGCCAGCUCUUCUUGCUCCCGGGUUCCAGGAGAAGAUCCCAGCUUUGGCAGAAUAGGCUAGGAAGGAGCGGGGGUUAGGGGCGGUAGCAAGAAAGAAAGGGGCGCCUCUCACCACAGCCCCCAGCCCCGGGCCUCAGGUUCGCUCUUUGCCGCUUGGCAGCAGCGACCCUAAAUAAGUACGUGGGCGCCCACUGCACUCCUGGAGAGCAGUCGGGAAAACUUACUGGAGGCUGCCGGGCAGGAAGCAAAGCCAGAGGCUGGCGGAACCCCUGCAGGUGAUGCUCACUGUUUCUGCGGGUCAGAAAGAAGUUCAGGGGAUAUCUGUCUAGGCCCUCUGGGUCCUUUUCGUGUGGCAGGACCCAGCUGGUGGGACUAGAGUGGGUUGGCCUCCAGCACCCGUGCAAUGGAAACUCCAGGUAACACCCAUGAAGAAUCGGGACCACUGACUCCGGUGACUGCUGCCCGGCCUACAACUCAGGUGCGCAGAGUGCACUGAGGCAGGGUGACCUGCAGUCGCCCCCUCCCCUGGGAAGGCAGCCAGAACUGUUCUAGAAGUAGCUCCGGCCUGUGGCAGACUCGAAGUAAGGCAGGAGGACUUCCAGGACCUUUGUAGUACCACACCAGGAACUGCAGCUGUCUAAGGAGUAUUUCUAUGUAUGCAAAGGUUCUCUACAUCUAGACCGUUGGAUGCACUUUUGUGUUUUUGGUUCUGCUUUGUUUUUUAAUUUUUAAUUUGUGUGGGUUCAUACUAGAUGUAUAUAUUUAUAGGGUUCAUGAGAUGUUUUGAUACAGGCAUACAAUGUAGUAAUCACAUCAUGGAGAAUGGGGUAUUUGUCCCCUCAAGCAUGUAUCCUUUGUGUUACAAACAAUCCAAUUACACUGUUUUG